GCCGCUUCAAAACCAAACUUUUACCACCGCGGCCUGGAGACGCACCUCCCAGCGCUCUCUCUCUCUCUCUCUCUCUCUCGAUUUCAUUUCUCGCACCGAACGCCCCGAAAACCACCCAGAAACACGCAGCCUUUCCGCUCCGCUCUCGGCUCUGCUGUCGCGCUCCGGCUUCCCGACCCGGAUCCACUUUUUCAUUUCUCUCCCACCCUCCAAUACGCAGCGGCGCGCCACGGCGGCGACGGGGCGGGGCGCGCUGUCGCCGCUGCUGCGCCCAAAUGGGGUACCUGUCCUGCCGCGCGGACUCGUCGGUGGCGACGUGCCGGUCCAUCUCCGCCAUCUCGCCGCUGCCGCUGUCGCGGCGGUCGGGGGUCGGCAGGCGGCACGCGCUGCCGGCGGCGACGAGGGGGGAAGGUGGGGAGGCGGCGGCGGCGGCCCCCGCCAUCGAGCGGUUCGCGUACGACGAGCUGGAGGCGGCGACGUCCCACUUCGCGGACGCGGCGCUGCUCGGGAGGGGCAGCCACGGGGCCGUGUACAAGGCGGUGCUCGCCUCCGGCCGCGCCGUCGCCGUCAAGCGCCCCUCCCCGCGCCGCCCCGAGGUGGACAACGAGAUCCGCAUCCUGUCCUCCGUCCGCGGCCCGCGCCUCGUCAACCUCCUCGGCUUCUCCGAUUCGGGCGCCGACCACCAGCAGCCGCACCGCCCGCGCCUGCUCGUCGUCGAGUACAUGCCCAACGGCACGCUCUACGACCUGCUCCACUCCAACCCGCGGCCGCCCGGGUGGCCGCGCCGCAUCCGCCUCGCGCUCCAGACGGCGCGGGCGCUCCGCGCUCUCCACGACGCCGACCCCCCGGUCAUCCACCGCGACGUCAAGUCCGCCAACGUCCUCCUCGACGCCAACCUCGACGCGCGGCUCGGCGACUUCGGCCUCGCCCUCCGCGUGCCCAAGCAGCUCCCCGGCGACGCCGCCAAUGCCGCCGCCGCCCCCACGCCGGCGCCGGCAGGGACGCUGGGCUACCUCGACCCGGCCUACGUCACGCCGGAGAGCCUCAGCACCAAGACUGACGUUUUCAGCUUCGGGAUCCUCCUCCUCGAGAUCAUGAGCGGCCGCAAGGCCAUCGACGUCCAGCACUCGCCGCCGUCGGUGGUGGAGUGGGCGGUGCCCCUGCUGCGGAAGGGCAAGGUCGCCACGCUCUUCGACCCGCGCGUCGCGCCGCCGCGUGACCCGGUCACCCGGAGGGACCUGGCCGCGCUGGCGGCGAGCUGCGUGCGUUCGUGCAGGGAGCGGCGGCCGUCGAUGGCUGACAUCGUCGAGCGGCUCGUGGUCCUCAGCAAGGCCAUAUCGGCCAAGGUGUGGAAUGGGCUCGCCGUGGUUGGUAACCCGUGCGCCGUCGUGGAUGUCCAGAAGACCAUUGCCAAGCGAGUUGCCGCUGCCGCCGCUGCUGAUGCUGCUGCUGCAGGUGGUAGCGCUGCGUCGGGGCGGGAGCUGAAUUCGGCAUUGGCAUUUGAUGAUGAUGAGAAGAAAGAGGAGGCGGCAAAUGCAGGUGCAUUAGUAGAGGAGGAUCAGGUGCCGUUGGUGGGUGCCAAGAAACCACCCCGGCCAUUGAAGAAUGGCAAGGUGUUCUCUGAAUCAGGGGCAAGGGAGAGGAGAAAUCUCCUGGAGCUCAUGGCUCGGAUCGAUGGUGUGGCCGGCCAAAGGUUUGGCAUUAGUCGGGCAAGAACAGUGCGUGGCGCUAGUGAAUCUAUUGAAAAAGAUGCGGCCGUGUUGCUCUUGAGGAGAAAUCAAACUGUGAAAGUAGUUGGAUCAGAGGAGCUUUCUAAAGCUGAUAUCUUUUCAAGUUUGGAUGCAAAAAUCAAGCAUGAAUUGGGGAAAGAGCAGAAAGAGAAGGCAGGUAAAAUCAAGCAGGAAUCAGUGGAAGAACAAGAGAAGGCAGGGAAAACCAAGCAUGAUGCAGGGACAGGCAAGGAGCAUGUUGAGAAGACAGGGGCGAUCAAUCGUAAAUCAGGGAAGGAGCAGGACAAAGAAGAUAAAAACCAAGAGAAAGAAGUGAAAAUCCAAGAAAGACUUGGGGAAAUCUUUGAUAAAGCAAGGAAAUCUGAAGAAAAGACAGAGACAAUUCUUGUCAAAGAAGAGAAAAUCCAAGACACAGCAGAGAAGAAACAAGAGCAUGAUGCUAGGGAAGUCGAAGACAAAUUGGAGAAGAUCCAAGACGAAGCCAAGAAAAUCCAAUGAGUGUAGAGAGUUAAAAUAAUGCAACUGUUCUUAAUCAAUUAUUGCUGGGCAGUU
Oryza brachyantha (malo sina) is the source of this 2282-nucleotide messenger RNA. Its product is annotated as serine/threonine-protein kinase-like protein At3g51990. The record is from RefSeq and is a predicted model, not a curated record. Gene Ontology annotation, molecular function: protein kinase activity; ATP binding. Gene Ontology annotation, cellular component: plasma membrane. Gene Ontology annotation, biological process: protein phosphorylation. The coding region runs from base 276 to 2228 and encodes 650 amino acids. The transcript has a single exon. Lineage: Eukaryota; Viridiplantae; Streptophyta; Magnoliopsida; Poales; Poaceae.